GGACACGCAGGAGGCGGUCCGGCACACCGCGCGGACGUGCGUGGCGUCGCUGGCGCGGUCGCGCGCGGUGCAGGCGCGGGCGCUGCUGGCGCGGCUGGCGCCCGCGCUGCAGCACAAGGCGCCCCACGCCCGGGAGGAGGCGCUGCGCUGCGUGCAGGCGCUGCUCGACCAUCACGGCGCCACAGAACUACAGCUGAGGGCAGCGGUCCCAAACCUUGCGGCGCUGGUGGGUGACCCCAGCAGCGGAGUGCGGGAUGCCGCCAUGCAACUCCUCGUCGACGUGUACAGGCAUGUUGGUGAGAGAUUAAGACAAGACUUGAAGAAGAAAGAGUUACUGCCAGCACAGAAGUUUGCCUUGCUCGAACAGAAGUUCGACGAGGCGAGGGAAGCCGGACUCAUGUUGCCCACUGCGACAGGAGCAGACGAACCAGACUUUGUAUCCCGAACAGUCAAGCGAACUAUGACGAUACCCACGUCGGCUCGCUCCCGAGACGGAGACAGCUCCGGUGCUUCUACACCAGCCUGUGACGCGCCGAAACGAACCGUCGCCGGUUUGUAUAGCAUGCCGUCGGCGAACCGCAAGCCGCCGCCGCCGGCGAAAUUAACUAGUACCGGUAGUGUAUCAUCAGGCAUGAGCACACUAGCAGGCGGCGAGGCGGGCGCGGUCUCCAGCGAGGCGUUCGAGGCAGCCUUCCUGUCCGCAGCGCCGGCCGCGGUGUACGGGCCGCGGGGCCUCGACGACCUGUGCCGCCACGCCGCCGCCCUGCUCGGGGAUAGGGCUGCCGACUGGGAGAAAAGGGUCGAUGCUCUAAAGAAGAUACGUUCCCUAUUAACGGCGAACGCUCACCAGCAGUAUCCGACGGAGUUCGCUGCUCAUCUGAAGGACCUGUCCGUGCCUUUCCUAGUCGUCAUCAAGGAUCUGAGGAGUCAGGUGGUACGAGAAGCGUGCAUAACGAUAGCUCACAUGGCUAAAGUUCUGCGCAACAAGAUAGACCAGUUCAGCUUAUACAUACUACAGGAGUUGAUCAACCUUAUACAGAAUGCUGCUAAGGUGGUGUCAUCAGCAGGCACCAUAUGUGUUCGCUACAUAGUGUCAUACGUACACUCACCGCGACUACUGCCCGUUAUAGUCACCAAUCUUACAACAAACAAGUCUAAGGAAAUUAGAUCUACACUCAGCGAGGUGCUAGUACUAAUGCUAGAGAAAUGGCCGGCGACGACCAUAGAGAAACAACAGGCGGCGGUGCGCGACGCCAUCCGCCGCGCAUGCGUCGACGCCGACAGCACAUGCCGGACAUACGGCAGGAGAGCAUACGCAGCGUACAAACGCCACUUCCCGGAUGACGCAGAGCAGCUGUUCGCCCGGCUCGACUCCGCAGCGCAGAAGCAGAUCGAGAGAGAACGCAAUAUCGGCAGCGUCGACAGCCUGCACCAUGUUGGCACAGAGAGGAGAGUUAUUACAAGUCCUAGAAGUCCGUCAGCCAGUGUUUCAGACCGUUCCCCAGCCGGCGGUACAGCGCGAUCAGUGUCAGCUCUAGACGCGGCGGCGGCCCAGCGCGCUCGUGCCCGAGCCCUCUACUCGCACAUGAGUCGCAACAAGAUACCGCCCACCGCUAGUUUACAAGGAGAUGUGUCGCAAUCAGCGAGAGCGAAGAGAUCCCCAGUGGCUUCUAGCGGCGUGCCUCCCAGUCCUGAACGCAGUGUUGGACGGUCUAGAUCUAGGCCUGGUGUUUCGCAGUCGCAACCUACAUCCAGAUCCUCGUCGCCGUCUUCUCGCAGUAGUGGUCCGAUGUCGUUAGCCAGCGCCAGGAGAAGACCAUCGGGUAUACCGCGCUCGUUAGCUGGAUCCCGGGAGACCAGCCCUACCAGAAGCGGUCGUUCAAGCAGUGUUGUCAGCUCUGGUGUUCGCAGACGAGAGUCCAUAGAGAGGACUGCACCUUCCCGCGCCCCAGCCGCCACCCUCAGGCUGCUGCAGCAAAGCAGAGACGCUGAAGCCAUGUUGAGGAGUCCUGAAGACAGUUCGGCUUGUGAAGGUGGUCGUGGCCGUGAUGACGACUCUGAGGCUUCCAGCGUCUGCUCAGAAAGAAGUCUGGACUCUUAUAGAAGACAUGAUAGUGUAUCGUGGUCAGGCUCCGGGUCGCGGCUGGGCUGGGAGUGCGGCUCGCCGCCGCCGCCGCCGCCCCCGGACGAUAUCAUCGCGCUGUGUGCCUGCACGCACUGGACCGAGAGGAAAGAUGGACUUACACAUUUGGCAAACUACCUAAACAGCGGCCGUCUCCUAACCGACGAACAACUCCGGCGUCUAACCGAACUCCUGAACAAGAUGUUCGUGGAUGCCCACACCAAGGUGUUCUCCCUGCUGCUGGACGCCGUCUGCGAGCUGCUGCUGGUGCACUGGCAGCAGCUGAAGGACUGGCUCUACCAGCUCAUGUUCCGGUUACUAAUGAAGCUAGGCACAGAUAUUCUCGGCUCUGUGCAGAGUAAGAUCAUGAAGACGCUCGACGUUAUACACGAGUGUUUCCCCGCUGAGUUGCAGCUGCAUAAUAUAUUCAGGUUCCUAGCAGAUGGAGCGACAGCGCCGACGCCUAAGACGAAAGUAGCGGCGUUGCGGUUCCUGGCGGAUUUAGCGCACGACUACUGCACGCCUAAUAGUUUGGCGUUAGCUUUACAUGGCGGCGCCACAGGCGUGGCAGGUCGAGCCCUCGUCAAAGUAUCGUCGCUGGCGAGUGACCCGCGCGCGGCCGACGUGCGCGUCACGGCGAGACGAGCGCUCGCCUCGCUGUAUGACUGUAAUCCUGUGCCCUUCACGGCACUAAUGAGCGAGUUACCAGCGGAGACGCAGGCACUCGUCAACGGCGUGGUACAACAACAUGUCCGGAGGACCUCCAGCACAGGCUCGGACAGUCCUCUCCGCACGGUGAGCGGCGCCAGCAACGCGGCGGCGGACGACGUGUACUCGCGCAUACGACGGACCACCACCGAGAUACAUACCUACACGGCGCAGCAUAGCAAUGCGGACUGCGGUAAUCACAUGUCGAGCAAGGACUCUGGUAUCAGUCAGAUGUCGGACGUCACGCUCUCCAACAAGGGACACAACGGAGUGCCUAAUGGACAUUAUAAUGCUGAGGUGCUGAACCGCGCGGCGUCAGCCGACAGCUCGGAGGAGGCGAACAGUACGAAAGAGUCGUCGCCCGUGCCCGCUAACCAUCGGAUGGACUUCCAGCAACAUGGGGAGUUUAACUCGAGUCAGCUGGGACGCGACAAGAUCAGGCCGUACGAGACAGAUGAAAACGGAUAUAUUAUUACUAAAUCGGGUCUUCGAGAACCGGAAGUGUUAGAAGCACUAUGCAAACUGGACGUAUCAGCCGCCCCGCCCGAGCAGUGGGAGCGACUACUGCUCGCCACACACGAGAUCCUCAAGUAUGGAGACUGCAGGAAACCGCUCGAGUACUUCAAGAACAUAGUUCGCGUGGCGCUGGCGGCGUUAUCAAUAGAAGAGACUGCUGGUGAUAAGGAGAAUACUGAAAAUGCCGGCAAUGCACAACAAACCUCAGGUUGGGGCACAGCAAACGAACGAGCAGCAGCCGAAGCAGUAAAAGUUCUCAUCUGGCUCUGCCGCCGCCCCGAGACCCGGUCCCAGUGGCAGGACUACUUCGACCUGAUCCUGCUGAAGCUCAUCCACGCGUACGAGAGCCUCAACAAGGAGCUCAUGCGGGCCGUCGAGGCCGGCAUGCCGCAUAUAGCCAACGCUCUGCCCGCUGUACAGGUGCUAGCUCUCCUGAAGCCAGUGAUCCGCACCCGCGGCUACCCCACGUCGCUGUGUGCACUGAAGCUGGCGGCCGAAGUGGCCAAGGCCAGACCGCAUGAGCUCACUGAUGAUCUCGUGCAAAACCUCAUGGAGGGGAUUGGACAGUUAGCAGACCACCAGAACAGCGCGGUCCGCAAGGCGGCCGUGUUCUGCAUGGUCGCCUUCACGUUCGCGCUGGGGGAAGAACGCAUGCAGCCGCAUCUCAAGCAUCUGUCCGUCAGCAAGUACCGCCUGUUGCAGGUAUACAUAAGCAAGCAGCGCGAGGAGGGCGGUCGCUCGGGCGGCGGCGCGGCGCCCACGUAGCGCCGGCGACCUCGCGCCCGCACGCGCACGCGCAGCACGCAGACACAACACGAGUAACCACUAGCCAUUAGCCAUCAGUGUGUCACCACGGUCGUAUGUAAGUACGGGGAAGCGUAGCUGUGAUUGCGUAGCUACGAGGUUACGUAGAUGUGUAGAUGUGUGUCUACGAAAUUGCGUAGCUACGUAGUUAUGAAGACUUGUGACUAAGCGGUUGCGUAGCUGUGUAGAUAUUGAACUACGUUGCUACGCAGUUACGUAGGUAUGUAACUACGUAGCUACGUGGCUACGCAAGAGAUGUGACUACGUAGUUACGCGGAUACAUGACUAUCAGCCAGUUCCUUCAUCAAAAGUAAAAGCUAAAGAAUUUCAUGACGCAAAAGUAGCGGUCAAAUUCGUGUUUUCUAUUAGUUUUGCUGUUACUUUAGCCUUGAAAAAACGAAUUUGGCCGUUUUACUUUUAGUUUAUGACAUUACUUUGGCUUUUACUUUUGAUGAAGAAACUGACUGUAAGUAGCUACAUGGGUACGUAGAUAUGUGACUACGCCGCUACGUAGCUGUGUAAAUAUAUGACUACGAAACUGCGUAGUAACGUGGUUAUGCAGAAUUCUGACUUCGUUGCUACGUAGCCACGCGGUUAUUCAGAAAUGUGACUACAUAUAGCUCCGUAGUCAUUGUAGCAACAUAAUGAAAUAGCUACACUCUUACACGUGGCUACUAAUCACCGUGGUGAUAUAGAACUACUCCUUAAUUGUGUGUAAUAGUUAGUAUUUGUAGUUAUGUUAUGUCUUUCUAUCAAGCCAGAAGCUAAGUUCUGAUAACAAAAUUUUUGUAAUAUUUCCCCUUUUUUAUUGUUUUGAAAAUACUUUACUGAAUAUCUAGACAUACCUAACUUAAUGACUUCUCGAUCACUAUCUGUUACACACAGUUAAGGCUAGUCCGAGGCGAAAAACGGCUAAAACAAUGCAGUUAUUAAAAGAAAUCUUCCAAAUACAAACCCAUAGGUUUUCCACAGUGUUACAGUUUAUAUUCCCAGUAUGUAUGAAAAUAGAGUUUUUUGAAAAUUCCCUACAAUUUUGUAUUUAUUUUUUCAAAAUGAGCAAUGGGUCGGUCGGUACAGUAAAUUGUAUGUAUGGUUUAUAUAGUACUUGUAUUAAACUAUAAUUUCUUUUGCACAUAAAUUAAUUUUAUUGGUCGCUUUGGACCUUUUCAAAAUUGUUACGACAAAACUGAUAAACGCAUUUAUAAACAAACAAGAAAUAUACUAGUUAAUACAAGUAUUAAAAUCAAAAAACCUCAAAAUUCCGUGUAAAUUUUAACCGACUUCCCAAAAAAAGGUUCUCAAUUCGGAUGUUUUUUUUUUUUCUCUACAUCAAAAUAUUAUAAAAGUGUACGCGUGAUAAAUCAAAGACUGGACUAAAGAGCGCGAAAGUGAUUUUGAACUGUAUAUUGAUAGUAAUAGGGGCGAGAUUUCUAUGUUUUUUGUAUCAUAUACUUAUUGUAUGUAAAACUUUGGUAUAAGUAUGUGUAGGACUGCCUAUGUAUGUAUUUCGGCUUGGCGAGAGCAAAAAAGUAGUAAAAAUCUAUUAGGAAAACCUUAUUUUUUGUGAAGUAAAAAUCUUCAGAAAAAUACUGGAUAUAAUAUCAUUGUUUUUUAGGAAUCUACUUUGUAAAAUAUGGGGUUUUUAAUAUGUAAUUUUCAAGUUAAUUGGGUAGGAUGGGAAUUCCCAUUGCACCCAGUUUUCCUUUAAUGGCACGAUAAGAUGCAGGUUAGUCAAAUUGUGAAAAAUAGAUCAUGUUAUUAAACCGAGCUUUCGCUUAACGCUUUUGGAAAGCUUGUAUAUGAGUAUGUGUCAAAUCGACGAAUAAAAUGAUUGUAAUAUCAUGUGUAAGAAUGUUCCAAAACUACUAUUGUUUUUGGUAGAAAAAUGUAUUAUUUAUCUUCAAUUGAUUAAUGGGUUUACCUUAUAAAUUGAUAAUUCAAUAGUCUUAAAAUACGUUUCCAAAGUAUAUUUUUUUGUUCUUACUAUUGACAUUUAUUUUCUUCUUGAAUUUUUCUAGAUUUUGUAAAAUCUAAAAUUAAAUUAAAAAGCACAUUUUCAGAUAUAUUUGUCACCAAAUAACAUGCUUAACCAAAGUGAGUGUGAAUCUCGCCCCUCUAGUAAGGUAGUCAGCGGUGUUGUAUAAAAAACAAACUUUAUCGUCGUUUGUACAGGCGUUUUGUAUAUGUGUGAAAGCAUUUCGAUGUUGUGAAAUGUGGUAAAAUGACCACAAUUUAGAAAAAAAAAUUGGGGCUUUUUUUUGUUAAUUCCCAUUUCAUCCAGUUAAUGGGAAUGGGAAAAUUUUACAGUGAAGAAAGUGUUUAGUGGUCUUGCUGGGAUAAUAAUGUGUGUUCUGUGGUCAUUUUACUACAUUAAAAGUGCUGUCAAUAUUGGUAAUAAGCUCUGCAAAAUGAUGUAAAGAUUUUCGGCUUGAAAUGUGUAAGAAUUAAGGUAUAGAGAAGGGUAUUAAUUUACAAGAUAGAAAUCAUUCCUAGGUACCAUUCCCCGUUCGGAAUAUAUUUUCCCAUAACAUGGAAUGGGAAUAAAAUUUAUUCCCAUUGUUCGAUCUACCCAUACUGAAAGUAUAAUCAUGUAUUUAUUACAGUAAGGCCCAGGUUCACCGACAAGAUAAACAGCUGUUUUAAGGAAACUGAAGUUUUCGCUGUCAGUGAAUUUGGACCUAAAUUGUUUUCCUGUCUGUUAUGAUGUGUGUGUGCCUUUUCGCUAAUUGUUGAAUUAUUUCAUGUGAAAAAAACAUAAUAAUCAUGAAUCAAAAUGUUUUGAUUUAAAAUCGUGAGUUUUACACUCCUGUUGAAAACUGUAUUAAGUUUUUGAUAUUCCUAUCGCCUGUUAUUCCUUACAAUGACAGUAGUCAUUGUGUACGUCACAUGGAGUGUCAUUAAUACACUUCGCGUUACACCGUCUGAUAUUAACUUAGAGAUAUGCUUACUAAUAUCUCUUCAUUACAUUAUUAAUGACUUUUCCUGUGUGGAACUUUACAGAAAUAAGCAGUUCCCAAUUUAGCUAGACCCCGUUGCGCCUACCAGUUCAAUAUUUAUCUCAAUCUGGAAGAACUCAAUAGUAAAAAAACUAGAUUCCCAUUUCAUUGGAAUAUUUCCCAGUUCAACCAGGUAUUUCCAAAGUGAUAUUUUUAGUAUCUGUAGGCCCAACAAUGAAUAAGUCUUCGAAAAAAUAAGACAGAAAAAUAUUUUUUCCCGAUCAAGUGACAAAAUAGUAUAACAGUCUGCCUUAAGUAGGAAUAAUGUUAAAAAGAAAUGUUAAAAACUAACUUAUCUUAAAACCCGACAAAUAGGAAAGAGUUAACAUUUGUUGGUAAUGAUAUUUUUUAUGAUAUAAUUAAAAAUAAAACGUGGAUUUUAAUCACUGUUCGAUUCACAUUUAAGUUUUUGGUGUUCAUCGCCAAUUUUGGAUAUAAAAAUUAGACCUUUAUUUCCAAUUAUUAUCGCCAUUUUUUGAGAUUAAAAAGUGCUUGUGGACGACCCAAUUAGAAUUCCCAGUUAACCCAAUUCCCAUUGGUUGGGUGAUUGUAACCCAAUUCCCAGUAAUUGGGCCAUUGUAACCCAAUUUCCCAUUGGUUGGGUCCUUCAGAAACACGACGAACGACUAACGACAUUUUAACGACUAAACGCAGCGAUUUUUUUUGUUGUUAAUAACUGAUUUAAAAACGCAUAUAUCUGUGUACAUAAGAACUUGAUAAGAUGGCAUUUGUAAUGAGAAAUUACAGUUUUUUAGUGUGAAAAAGAUAUUUAGGGUGACUGGUAACAUUAGUGGCCGAUACUCAUGAUUACAAACCACUUUCCCAGAGAACUGUUACAGCCUUUUUAUCGUCCCACUGCUGGGCUGCGGCCUCCUCUCACACGGAGAAGGAUUGAGCAUUGAUCACCACGCUUGCUCAAUGCGGAUUGCUGAUUCCCAGAGAAGUUAUUUUUUAUUCUCAUUAGUUUUAUCACAAUAAACAUAAAAGCUGCUUUAAAUUUUGAACUUUGUGUGAUGGGAAUAAAAAUAAAGUUCCUUUGGGAAAGUUAUUUGUAAUAAUGAGUAAAAUCACGUUUUAAAGUAUCGGUAACUAAUUACCAGUCAUUCUAUAUAGUAGGUUAAUAAUAUCAAGAAGUUAUAUAAAUACAUUUUGGUAAUCACAGCUGUCUUUUUCACACUAAAAUAACUGUGUUUAUAUGUAGUUUGGCUGCGAAAAAGACAUGUUAUUUUGAGACUGGGAGGUUGUAUAAAAUGCUUUGAAUUUCUGGUAUGUUACGAUCCGUUAUGUGGCGGUUUUUACCGCAAUUUUGUUAACUGUCUUAUUUCCAAAGUUAGUAAUUGUCUUAACUCUUUAUUUUGUAUCGAAAUGUGGGCUUUUUGGUGAGGAAUUUUGGCAGUAACUUACAUAUUUAACAAUAUCAUGACUCUGUUAAAUAUUGUCGUCAGUAAUUUCAAAAAUUAUUGCACAUUUUUUUUCUACCAAAAUUUUGCCAAUAACCUGGCAAUACUAACUCGGUGUUGCCAACACACCUCGCCAAAAUUACCCCGCGAGAUUAACACGACAUAACUCACAAACUAUUUUAUAUUUAAAAAUUAAAAAAGCAUUUCAUCACUUUUGUUUACAUAACGCUUGCAUAAUUUUAAGCGGUUAAUUUUUGAGUUUAAAAUUGCAAAAAUGGCUUGUAUGUUACAAUUUGAUAUGUAAAAAUAUGUGGUCGAUUGUACGAAUGUUUUAAGGGUAAAUUUUGAAUGCUAACUGCCUACUGUAACUGCCGUCGUCUGAAUGAAAACAAUUGCUAUUUGAGAGUGACUGCACUUACUGCCGCUUCGAUCCAAAACGGUUUCAUGUAAAUACAUACAAACCAGUAGUUGCAGCAGUUGAUAUUUAAAACGUUCCUUAAACAUUGUUGUCUUGUAAAAAUACUGGAUAUGUAAACUAAAUUGUGUCAGCCAUUUUUGGUAUAAUAAACUCGAGUUUUGUUUUGUAACGUAUAUUUAUCAUUUUGUAUACUUUUUCAUUGUAAUAUAUAUAUGUAUGUUAUGUACUUGUAGCGUUUGCUGGCGGUGUGAAGGUUAGGCCGUUUCGCCAAAUUCAGUGUUUUAAAAUAAUGUAUUGAAUCUCAGUUUAUUUCGACGCUUUAAAUGUUGUGUGUUUUUGAUAAUGGCUUUUUUUACUUUUAAGAUUUUUCUGUCACUCUUGAAUUGUUUUAAAGUUAGGUUAAAGCCAAGAAGUUGAAAACUUGACUUUAACCAACUUUCACAAAAAGGUUGUCACAGAUUUAACCACCAUAUCAUAAAAAAGUUUGAAUACUUGAUGUCCUUUUUAACCGACUUCCCAAAAAGGAGGAGGUUCUCAAUUCGGCCGGUAUAUUUUUUUUGACACAUACAGUAAUAGUUUAAUAAUUUGGUACAUUUGGGAGUUCGUUUUUCUAUAUUCUAAAAGUAGAAAAGAUAUUAUGAAAAAACACAGAAUCCUGCACAUCGCUUCACCACUAUAUGUUUUAAAACACUGAUGUCUGUUUGUUGCUGAAUGCGUACUAACAUGAACCGUGGUGCGUUUAACGUUGUCAUAUUUAUAGUAAAAAUGUAUUUUUGCCAUUUUUUUAGCAUUUACUCGGAAAUUCUAAGUAGGUGGUGUUAGUCAUUUUUGAUGUAUUUUCUUUGACUUUUUUUUUUCUUCAGAAAAUCUGUAACAUAACAUGGUAUUUUUUGUAUUUUCCGUCGUGAACAUAGUCUUGAAAAUAGAUAAUUUAAUAGUACAGGGGUACCGAAAGUUUUGCGCAGUUGAUAGCUGUCAGUUUUCAAAGAAAUUGGUGGGCUAGGCAGAUGAUGAAAUCUAACAAAGUAUGGAAUUUGUGAAUGGUAAAUAGAAAUUAAAUACAUGUGUUUUUUCUUGAAUAAUGUUAAUACCUACAGUUUUGUGACUAAUUUAUUAUGUAGUUUAACAUAUUUUUAUCUGACAAUGUUAAACGUAACAUGUUUGAGAGAUUCAUCAAAGAUGUUUAGGCUUGUAAAUUAGGAACAAUUUUGAAAUUACAGUGUUUUAGAAGGAUUUUUUUUUUGUUUAUUUUAGCUGAAAAAUGUUUGAACAUUUUUGAUGAAAAUUCGCCAUGUUGUAUGCAAAUGUAUUUAUGUAUAAGAAGUGCAUUUAAAAUAUAUAAUAAUGCUUGAGUACGAGUGACGUUGUGUCAAAAUGUCGUAAUUACUUACUGUAUUUAAAUUUAUAAUUAAUAAUUAUUGAUUAUUAAUGUACGAUAGUUAUGAAUAAAAAUGAUUUUUAAGCCUUUA
Helicoverpa armigera (cotton bollworm) is the source of this 10433-nucleotide messenger RNA. RefSeq names its product CLIP-associating protein (gene chb). The record is from RefSeq and is a predicted model, not a curated record. Gene Ontology annotation, cellular component: mitotic spindle; cytoplasmic microtubule; microtubule organizing center. The coding region runs from base 263 to 4111 and encodes 1282 amino acids. NCBI's taxonomy places the organism in Eukaryota, Metazoa, Arthropoda, Insecta, Lepidoptera, Noctuidae. Gene Ontology annotation, biological process: mitotic spindle assembly; establishment of mitotic spindle localization. The transcript is spliced from 34 exons. Gene Ontology annotation, molecular function: microtubule binding.